AUGUGUGACAUCAUGUUAAAGCUGUCACCUAGGUCAAUCAUUCGUUGCAGUUGCGUUUGCACUUCUCUCAGAAACCUCGUUACUGAUUCACGCUUCCAACACCUCUUCUCUUCACAAGCCCCAACCUCAGUUGUUGUUUUCUCACCCAUUCAGCGUCUCCUCUGCCUUCUUUCCUCUCCGCUUUCUAAUCAUGCCUCCUCCUAUUCUUAUUCCUCUUCCCCUUCCUCUCGUUUCGCUUUCCAAUCUUCUUCAUCGACCUGUUCCUGUUGUCCUAGCGCAAUUGAUCCAAUUCCCCCCAAUCACAUCCAUAACCAUAACCAUAACCAUAACCAUAACCAGGGUAUUGCUAUUGCUACUGCUACUGCUACUGCUACUGUUACUGACUGUGACAGAAGAAGGUUCAUUACACUCCCGCCCCUCCUCCUACCUAUGACUUUGGUCAACUCUAGCAAUGGCCUUUUAUGUUUACGUGCUUCUCCUUCUCUUUACUAUAUCUGCAACCCAUUGUUGGGUGAGAUUCUGUGUCUUCCCCCUGCCCCAAUUGCUCCUCAUGAAUAUCUUCAAUUUUCUGCUUUUGGCUUUGAUCCCCACACCAAGCACUGCAAAAUCCUUCAUCUGGUGUUGAAAUCGAAUACAAUGGUGGCUAAAUUGUACCAAUUAGGGGAUGAGACGUGGAGUGUGAUUGAGAAUGCUUCUUCCGCCAGGCCUAAUAGUGUAUUUGAUCCAUCACUCAAUGGUGCUCUUCAUUGGAUCACCGAUGCCCCCCAUGUUUCUGAAUUGAUAUGCUCCUUUGACCUGCAAAGCAACGAGUUCAAAUCGGUGGCACCACCGUCCCACUUUGAUGUUGGGUAUGUGAAUAAAAUCUCGGGCCUCUGUGUUGGAGUGUUAAAAGGUUGCUUGUGUUUGUGUUAUGUGAAUGAGGGUGCACGGUUUGAGACGUGGUUGAUGGAAGAGUACGGGGUUAAGGAGUCUUGGACUGUGGCAUUUAGUAUUGACAUCCACUCUUAUUGUGGAUUGAGGCUCGACAAUGAGCAUGCGCCAAUUGGAUUUACCAGUUCUGGGGAUAUGUGGUUCGUAGCUGAUUCUGAUUCCGGUUCCCAUUGUCUAGUCUCCUAUACUGCUGAAACAGGUGCCUUUAAAAUCAUUGAUAUUGGAGGCAUUACUUUAAAGAUUGAAGCCGCACCUCAUGUUUCGAGCUUUGUUUCGCUUAAGGACAUUAUUAAUGGCAGGGAUACACAUCUCCCAUUCCAUAUGGUAAAACUAAACAAAACUGAUGCCUUUGGAUUCAAUAGUUUUGAUGCUUUUUGAUACUUAGAACUAGCGCAAUCAGCAAUAAAUUUCUUGCAUUUCUAUUAUUAUUAUUAUAGUUCUACUCGCUUUGAGAAGCUCUAGUAUUAUGUCCUGCUCCCUCUUUCACACAAGCUAUGGAAUUUAU
Messenger RNA from Gastrolobium bilobum, 1435 nucleotides. RefSeq names its product F-box protein At3g07870-like. Gene Ontology annotation, molecular function: protein binding. The coding region runs from base 1 to 1308 and encodes 435 amino acids. The record is from RefSeq and is a predicted model, not a curated record. The transcript has a single exon. NCBI's taxonomy places the organism in Eukaryota, Viridiplantae, Streptophyta, Magnoliopsida, Fabales, Fabaceae.